AUAAGUAAGGUUACAACCCUCAGAAACAAAGAAGAACAAGAGCGUUCUUUAGAUCGCAUAGAUCAACCAAUGGAUCAUAUCAAAGAGCCUCCUGGUGGAUGGGAAAAUAUGUGGGUAGAGGGACGAACAUUGUGGGAUUUAGGAGAAGCAACUCCUAUUGUUGUUCACCUCUGUGAAACAGGUUCUUUGCCUAGUGGAAGAGCUUUGGUUCCUGGAUGUGGAACCGGAUAUGAUGUGGUUGUGAUGGCAAACCCUGAACGUCAUGUUGUUGGACUUGAUCUUUCAAAAACCUCAGUUGAAAGAUCAACAAAAAUGUUCUCUUCAUUGCCUAAUUCAAAACAUUUCACCUUCUUAAAAGAAGAUUUCUUCACUUGGGAGCCAACCGAAAAAUUCGAUCUUAUUUUCGACUACAAUUUCUUCUGUGCUUUUGAACCUAAAGUUCGACCUUUAUGGGCAAAGCGUAUGCAAGAGCUUCUGAACCCUGGUGGAGAGCUUAUAACAUUGAUGUUUCCUAUAAGUGAUAGAACACCUGGUCCACCUCCUUACUUAGUAUCAGUCUCAGCCUAUGAGGAACUUUUGAUUCCCUUAGGGUUUGAGGUAAUCUCUAUAGUUGAUAACGAACUUGCUCCAGAUACACGCAAGGGAAUGGAAAAACUUGGCAGAUGGAAAAAGAAGAAGAAUUCAGUGUGAUGACUCCUCAUUGCCGUCGCAUUCUGAUGGCUCUAUCUAUAAGUCAAUAAAAGAUUUACACUUCUUUUAGUUUCCUAGUCAGAACCGAAUGUACUAUUUACACGUUUAAAAAUAAAGAGUCUUUGACCGUCUUAUAUGAAUUUUGUAAUGAGUAAACGUGUUGUUUUUACUUUUUAGCGAGAACCAGUGUCGAAUUUCUCAUGCAUGAUUUUCUACGUUGUCAAAUCUGAUCAAAUUUUCAUUUGAUACAAUCGUUAAGUUCGAAUACUUUUAUUGUCUCUACCAGUAAAAUUUUCUUCUUAUUCUUCUUCUUAAUUCACGUGUAAAUUGUUUUCUUGGUUGAGGUUUCGUCCGGCCCUAGUGGCUUCUAGUUCGACUUUGAUGCUAUGUUUUUUUGGGUUCGUGAUGCAACUAUGUUUCUUCUGUUUUCGAAGGUUGUUAUAUUUACUUUCCAAAUGAUUGUUUUGCUAAAUUGUAAUGGUUCAUCUCCAUAAAACUGAAUUAUUACCACUUAUUAUAUUUCUUCUUGGGCUUUCUCCUUUU
Eruca vesicaria subsp. sativa (arugula) is the source of this 1233-nucleotide messenger RNA. The record is from the annotation of a GenBank genome assembly. Lineage: Eukaryota; Viridiplantae; Streptophyta; Magnoliopsida; Brassicales; Brassicaceae.